Messenger RNA from Paramecium pentaurelia, 1310 nucleotides. NCBI's taxonomy places the organism in Eukaryota, Ciliophora, Oligohymenophorea, Peniculida, Parameciidae. The record is from the annotation of a GenBank genome assembly.
AAUGUCUGCUAAAGGUAAAAAUAAGGCCAAGGCAUUUGCAACAUUGCCUAAUGCAGUACCAACCUCAUCUACAAAAAUACAUGAAGGUGCUCUUGACAAUUCAAAUUAUGUGCUUGCUCAAAUGAAAAAUGGAAAGUGGGAAAAGGCAAAGAUUAUUGAAUGUAGAUUAUCAAAAGGUAUUUUGGAUUUAUAAUAAUUUAGAUUAUGAUCCAAAAUAAAAGAAAGUUGAUUCAUCUUAUGAAUAUUAUGUGCAUUAUGAAUUUUAUAAUCGAAGAAUGGAUGAAUGGAUAGGAAGAGAACGUAUUUAAUUAACAGAGGAACCAAUAAUUGAAGAUACAUAACCUAAGAAGAGACCUAGACCAAGUGAUAAAAGAGAAGUGACAGCAGAAAAUGAUGAACAUGAAGGAAUGGAUCAUCAAAGUCUAAUAACUCAUGAAAUGCAUACUAAAUUUAAAACUAUUGAGAAAAUUGAAUUUGGAUAAUAUCGUUGUGAUACUUGGUAUUAUUCUCCAUUCCCUUCAGGAUAUCAUAAUAUAGAUUGUCUUUUCAUUUGUGAAUUUUGUUUGUCUUUUUACAUAAGGAAAUCUGAAUUAUAGAGACAUCAAUUGAAAUGCGUUUUAUGUAAAUUAGGUCAUCCUCCUGGAGAUGAAAUGUAUAGAGAUACAGAAAGAAGACUGUCAAUGUUUGAAAUAGAUGGUCAUAAAAAUCCAACUUAUUGUGAAAAUCUCUGUUAUAUUGCUAAAUUGUUUUUAGAUCAUAAAAAUCUUUAUUAUGAUGUAGAACCUUUUUUAUUUUUUGUACUCACUGAAUAUAAUGAAACUGGAUUUCAUAUAGUUGGAUAUUUUAGUAAGGAAAAAGAAUCUUCUCAAGGAUGGAAUUUAAGUUGUAUUUUAACAUUCCCAUUUCAUUAAAGGAAAGGUUAUGGUAAGUUCCUUAUAUCAAUGAGUUAUCAAUUAUCAUUAAUUGAAGGAAAAUAUGGAACCCCUGAAAGACCACUAUCUGAUUUAGGUAGAGAAAGUUAUCUUUCAUGGUGGACAUAAUCUAUCAUUGAUUAUUUGAAAAAGAAUAAAGAUGGAGAAAUUACUAUUGCAGGAUUAACUAAAGAGACUGGAAUCAAGGAUACAGAUGCUUGGUGGACAUUAGAAUAGAAACAUUUGAUAAAAUAUUAAUAAUCCUAGCCUCUCAUUUGCAUGGAUAUGGCCUAUUUAGAUCUCAUAUAUUCUAAAGCAGGUAGACCAGGUCUUCCUGUUAAAAAAGAUUGUAUUCAUUGGGUUCCCUAUAAGAGACCUAAAGGUUAAGAUAAGAAUUGA